Molecule: messenger RNA, 2567 nt
Organism: Amphibalanus amphitrite
Lineage: Eukaryota; Metazoa; Arthropoda; Thecostraca; Balanomorpha; Balanidae
Product: acylamino-acid-releasing enzyme-like
Exons: 3
Coding region: 152-2251 (699 amino acids)
Biological process (GO): proteolysis
Molecular function (GO): serine-type endopeptidase activity
Source: RefSeq, a predicted model, not a curated record
GGCGCUCUUUAGACUAACGUAACGCAAGCAAUUAUUUGAUGGCCGGGGAAUGCCUGAAUUAUUUAGUGAGAGUUUUUAUAUCAAAAUACCUUGAAUUAUUUGUAGAAAAAUCUGAAACGCAGUUGAGAUAGAAUUAUUUGAAGAAAAGGAAAUGUCGAAAAUGGCAACACUUGUGGACAGCAUUGUGAAGAAGACUCGAGUUCUAACUAGGAUACCAACACUCCUAAAAGCAUCAGUUGCUGGCACUAAGGGCGGCGGUGUUGCCGAAAUCCAAACGACUUGGUCGCAAAGUGUGGUCGAGACUGCCGAGACGGUUCAGUUUGAGCGUACGUUUGUUGUGGAGCAGCCCUCCCUGCGGCUUAUUGCGGCCACACCAUCACAAAAUGUCGGCCAAAAUGUUGUCGUCUGCUACUCGCCGUCUCAUCAGAAAAAGGCCGUGUUCCGAAAGAAGGAGGGCGAAAACAAAAAGGAGAAGUGGCUGCUGGAGAUUUGGUCCCAAGGCAAUAUGAGCCAGGUGCUGGAUCUGACCGCCAUGGACAAACAUGGCGCCGUGUACAGCAGCGGCGACUUCAGCUCCUUCCAGUGGAGUGACGACGAGCGGCUGCUGCUGUACAUCGCCGAGAAGAGGCGGCCGCCGGCCGUCUCCUUCUUCGACGAGAACGCCCGCGAGGGCUCGGAGCGCGGCGCCGAGAGCCGCUACUACGCCGACUGGGGCGAGCAGCAGACGGGCCAGCACCGGCCGGUGGUGGUGGUGCUGGACGCGGCCGCCGGCCAGCUCACCGUGCUGGCGCCGCCGCAGGACGUGUCGCUCGGCCAGGCGCGCUGGCGCCGUCACGGCGACACAAACUCAGUGGUGGCCAUCGCCUGGGAGAACCAGCCGCGCCGACUGGGCCUCAUCUACUGCUCCAACCGGGCCUCGCACGUGCUGGAGCUGCCCGUGGAGGCGGACGCGGCUGGCGCCCGGCUGAGCGGCGAGGCGGCGGUGUCGUGCCGCAGCCCGCGCGUCUCCCCUGACGGCAGCGCCGUGCUGUGGCUGGAGUCGGCUGCCGGCGGGCCGCACCACGCCGGCGCGCGCCUCAUGCGCCGCGACAUGAACAGCGGCGCCGUGAGCGUGCUCAUCGACCUGGUGGACGUCCCCGAGCCGGACGGCUUCAGCGGUCUGUACCUGCAGCAGCUGCCGACCCAGUGCUGGGUCUCCGACACGGCGGUCUGCUUCUCCACGCCGGUGGGCACCGGGCUGUGGUCGCUGACCGUGGACACGGCCUCCGGCGCGCGGACCCGUCUGGAGGCCGCCGGUGUGACCGUGCUGGCAGCCACGCCGCGGCUGGUGGUGGGUGCGCGCUCCGGACUGCUGCAGCCGCCUGAGCUGGUGGUCCUGCCGCCGGCCGGCGGUGAGCCGGUGGCACUGACGGAGGCGGCGCCCGCCAGCGCCGGCACCGUGCGGCCGCUGACGUUCAGCCGCGCAGAGCCGGCCGAGCUGGCGACGCUGCCCUACAGCGGCCUGCUGGUGCUGCCACCGGCCGGCGCCACCCCCGCGCCGCUGAUCAUGUUCCCGCACGGCGGCCCGCACGGAGUCAUGACCGACGCCUGGUCGGCGCACGUGGCGCUCUUCAACCAGCUGGGCCUGGCCGUGCUGCUCAUCAACUACCGCGGAUCGACCGGUGCCGGCGAGCGCUCGCUGCACGCGCUGCCGGGCCGCGUCAGCACGCUGGACGUGGCCGACUGCGAGCACGCCGCUCGCCAGGUGCUCUCUGCCGAGCCGUCGCUGCUGGACGCUGGCCGGGUGGCGGCCUACGGCGGCUCGCACGGCGGGUUUCUGGUGACGCACCUGAGCGGCCAGCACCCGGACCUGGUCAAGGCCGUGGUGGCGCGCAACCCCGUGUGUGACAUAGCCGGCAUGCUGGAGGGCACAGACAUCCCCGACUGGAACCACGUCGAGUCGGGCGAGGCGUACGAUCCGCUGCUGACACCGACGCCGCAGCGGCUGGCCGCCAUGCUCACCUGCUCACCAAUCAGUCACGUGGACAGUGUGCGCGCGGCCACCCUGCUGAUGGUGGGCACGGCCGACCGGCGCGUGCCGCCCUACCAGGUGUUCUACUACGGAGAGGCGCUGCGGCAGCGCGGCGUGCCGGCCGAGGUGCGCGUCUAUGACGACUGCCACCCGCUGGCCAAGGCGGCCGUGAACGGGGACGUCAUGGUGCACGCGGCCACCUGGAUGUGCGAGAAGCUCGACCACAGCCCGCCGGCCUAGGCUCUCCACCGGAGUGUCUCCGUCGGCCGCCGGUGAGCCAACUACCGAUCUUGCCACCUCAUUUUGCUAAUUCUUUAGAGGGAUUUGGUGCUUAUUUAGCUUGGGAAAACCAGCAACAUUCAGCACCGGUGCUUAUGUUUUUGUUGGUGAAAUGUGCCAAAAUAACUUGCUUAAUGGUUAUGCUUACGUGCACUGUUUACGGUCAGUCGUUUUUAAAGGAGUGCUUUUUAGGGAGAUGUUAACCAAGAAGAAAGUCACAUUGUCACAAAGGACAAAUACACUUGCACGCACUGUAAGUCUUAGUGCGUGGUUGAAA